AUGUCGUUACCGAAACCCCCCUCGGCUUCGUCUUUGGACAACUCCUGCUCUGUCAUUCACGACAACAUACUUUAUUCCUACUCACCCAAUGGAUUUCUCAAGCUGCCCUUGGAGGAUAGUGCGGAAUGGACACAGCUUGAUAUGGGAGUCAAGGUGACGGAUGGAACCUGCGUUGGAACCACGCCUCCUAAUGCUGCUGACGCUGCGCUUUUCAUUGUUGGAGGAACGUCGGAUGCGGCUGAUUACACUGGACUCCAAAAGUAUACCUUCUCGACUGGCAACUGGACUACUAUCACGCCCUCGGUUCCCGUUACGCAGAAUCGCUUGCACCACGGAUCCACGUAUAUCCCAGCCGACGACGUGAUUUUGGUAUACGCCGGCAGUCAGGAUGGAAGCACCGGUCCUUCUUCGCAGACAUUCACCAUCCAGGCUUCUGAACCAUAUGCGGCUCUUUCGUUUCAGUCUUCCGCCGUACCGGCCGUUUCUCCUCUCGUCAUGCAGUGGUCCGCUGCUGAUGCUGCCAUGAUGAGCGGCGACGGAGUGGAUGGCAAGAUUUACUGGUUCAACCCGACUGCUGGAUGGAGAUAUUCUGGUGCGGGCGUACAGCCGCCUAUCAACACGGCCUCAGGCUCGGUGAAUGCGGCCCUGGUUUCGGGAGAUGAUGGAUCCAAGAACCUCUUCACGUUCGACUUGUCCACGUCACCCAACUCCGUCACCCGUACCAUUGUGCAGGAUGCCGCUGGCAACCCUCUCGCAGACUCGGCCCCCAUUGCCGCACGAAGCCUCGAUGACGGCGAUGCCGAAAGCUUCGAGAAGCGUGCCCCGACCUUGACCAACUGGCCCGCCUACAACUCAACCCUGGCUCCCAAGGACACCCGAACAAACUAUGCCAUGGCCCAGGCCCCCGACGGCACCGUGGUCUUUUCUGGUGGCAAUGAUCAAGUCCCUCUGGCCAUCUUCAACCCCAGCGACAACGGCUGGGUUGACGCGCAGAAGGUAUUGGGCGAUGGCGAAUCAUCAAUCCAGGAUACGACUUCCAGCGCGCGAACCAAGUCGACUACGCACUCUACCUCUACUACGCACUCUGCCUCUACCACGCAUUCCGUCUCGACAACCCUUCCCUUCUCCACCAGCGCUACCGCCACGGGGACGGCAGGCUUCGUCCCUACAGACUUGUCUGUUCCCGCCAUCCCGACUGGUACUGGCAGCGCGAGCGACGACUCCGGCCCUAGCUCCAACGCCAUCCUCGGCAUCACUCUUGGCGCCAUUGGUGGAUUCCUCGCCUUGCUUGGCCUUAUCCUCUUGCUCCUUCGCUGCCGCAGACGACAACUGCUUCACCCGGAGGCGGGAAAACCCAAGACCCCCCCUGUUGAUGAGAAGAAUACCGCUGCCUUUGCUGCCCAGAGCGCAAUGGCGAAGAACACGCUUCCUCCCCACGUGCAAAAGCAGCUCCGAGGCCACCAGCACACGGCAUCUUCGGAAUCAACCUCGUCAAUGGCUAUUCUCAUGGGCAGGGUAGGCCAGCACAAGCCCAAGCAGCUCAGCAACGACUCCAUCAAGAGCAUGACGGCGCACAACCAGUUCAAGAGCACCAUCGGCAAGCCAGUCCUCCAGCCACAGCAAGCCCCGAUUCUCCAGAUCCAGGAUGAAAAGGGCGACACAUUGGCCACUUCUGCCGGGCUCCGACCUCAAGAGGGUCUCGCAGGAGCAGACGAUGAAACGCGACGAAGCUCGGGCUGGAACAAGUACUGGUCAGGGGGAAGCGCGCUGCAGAUUCUCGGAUAUGGGGCUGCCCAGCCAUCUGGACAGGCAACCGAACAGCCUUCCGCACCGGCGCCCGCUGCGCAGAGGAGCACCAUGGCAUCGGAUCGAAGCUCUCACUACUCUCAGGCGACAAACGUCCGUAACGUCAGGGCAACGCAAGACUCGGCUACCGUCCCGCCCCUCAACUUUGAGGCUCCUCCGGGGAUGAGCAGAGUCAACACUGGGAGCCCAGUGGUGUCACACUAUCCCGAGAUUCCUUGGAGGGAAGGCAUGUCUGGCAAGAUUGAGCGACCUACCUCGACCGUCUCAGCGCUGUCAGCAUCGUCCGGUUACUCCAGCGGGAUUCCCGAGAGCGUCCAAGAGUCGUGGGAUCCCACACAUGCCGGCAAGGCGUGGGGAGUCGAUCGCGCCCCCAGCAGCGCAUACGCUCCCAGCGAAAUCAACGUUCAGCCCCAUCCGCUGGGCGUGAGCAAGCAGCCUCAGCUCACCACGGCGUCAACAUCGAAUGACAUGAGCUGGCUCAACCUUGGUGAUAAUUCACGGGUAUGA
Molecule: messenger RNA, 2313 nt
Organism: Trichoderma citrinoviride
Lineage: Eukaryota; Fungi; Ascomycota; Sordariomycetes; Hypocreales; Hypocreaceae
Exons: 2
Coding region: 1-2313 (770 amino acids)
Molecular function (GO): protein binding
Source: RefSeq, a predicted model, not a curated record